AUGACUUUAUAUUAUACUUCUGAUAUCAAUGUUUGCUCUCAAAAAUUCUUGGAAUAUUUAAAAAUUCGCACUUGCCUUGGUUAUGAUGUGCCAAGCGUAGUUGAAAAUUUUUAUGAACGGCCUGAGGUGCAAAAAUAUAAUCAAUAUUUUACACACUCUCAUUUAACAAGUGAAUGGGUUAAUGAAUCCGAUAAUGGCAUCAUUUUUGUGGAAAUGCCAUUGCGAAAUCCAAAAAAAUUCCUGAAAAUCAUUAGAGUAGGCGAAUAUUUGAAAAUUUUCUUUGGUUACUGCGAAUUCUUUCAAAGUUUGGUCUUGGAUCGUGAAAAAAAAACUGGUAAGCCAUCACAUGGGAUUUGUAUAUAUGAUCAAAAGGGAAUGGCGAUCCUCAACUAUGCCAAUCCAGUUGGAAAUAUUAACAAACUUUUGAUGCUACGAAUAAAGAUAUGGUUGGAUUAUUAUAGUGAAAUUUUAAAACGGGUUAUCAUCGUUAAUCCACCAACAGUUUUGACGCUUAUCUGGAAGGCUAUUUCAUUGUUACUUCCUGCUAAGGUUCUUGAUCGCUUUUCAAUCGCAGAAAAUUUGCCCACCGAUCUUUUACCUUACUUGUCAUUAAAUGCUAUUCCUACUGCUUAUGGAGGAAAUUUUUCGCUUAAAUCUGACUUGGAUAAUGGUUGUAUGCUGGAGAAAACGAUUAUAAGCGCCGAUUUUUUAAAUGAUGGAGCAAUUUGGAAAAAAUAUUCAUUAGAAGUUGAAAAAAAGUCCAUGUCGAUAAAUGCACAUCGAUUUCUAACACUGCUAUAUGAUAUAAAAGUUGGGCAAAAAUUCCUUUAUGAAUUUAGAACGAGUGGUGAAAUUCAAUUCUGGAUUAGUCAAAAUGGCAAGGACAUCACGCCAAGAUUCACUAUUUUGACUCUCGUUUUAUCUGAAGAAGGCGAAUUUACUGCGACUGAAAAUGGUAAUCUGGAAAUUCAUAUGUAUAACCAUAAAUCGUGUAAUAUUUCCACACAUUUAGCUCCUCGCUACUCUGAAAUGUCGCUAUAA
Dracunculus medinensis (Guinea worm) is the source of this 1041-nucleotide messenger RNA. The record is from the annotation of a GenBank genome assembly. Lineage: Eukaryota; Metazoa; Nematoda; Chromadorea; Rhabditida; Dracunculidae.